AUGGUGAGAAGUCCAUGCUGUGCUAAGGUAGGGAUCAACAAGGGAGCUUGGUCUUCCCAAGAGGAUGAAAUCCUCAUCAACUAUGUCAAGAUUCAUGGAGAAGGCAAGUGGAGAAAAGUUGCCCAGAAUGCAGGUUUGAACAGAUGCGCCAAGAGCUGCAGGUUUAGGUGGUUGAAUUACUUAAGGCCUGGCAUCAAACGAGGUGACAUAACCAAGGAUGAAGAAGAUCUCAUUAUUAGACUCCACCAGCUUCUCGGCAACAGGUGGGCCUUAAUAGCGGGGAGGCUUCCCGGACGAACAGACAAUGAAAUAAAGAACUACUGGAAUACAAAUCUGGCCAAAAAAUCCUUGAAACUGGGAAUUGAUCCUCUUGGUCCGAUUCCCGGUACCAUAUUGAAAUCGGACUGA
Messenger RNA from Eucalyptus grandis, 408 nucleotides. Its product is annotated as transcription factor MYB1. The record is from RefSeq and is a predicted model, not a curated record. The coding region runs from base 1 to 408 and encodes 135 amino acids. Lineage: Eukaryota; Viridiplantae; Streptophyta; Magnoliopsida; Myrtales; Myrtaceae. The transcript is spliced from 4 exons.